This is a messenger RNA of Diabrotica balteata, 3686 nucleotides long. The record is from the annotation of a GenBank genome assembly. Lineage: Eukaryota; Metazoa; Arthropoda; Insecta; Coleoptera; Chrysomelidae.
CUGCAUCGAGCACCGAAUCGAGUCACUCAUGGUUAACCACAUGUGCUGUAAGUGUACAAGAAUACCAUUCACGAGUUCUUGUUUAAAAAUAUCUCAAGUUAUUUUAACUUUAGUUAAGUGAUGGUGGUGACAAUAUGUGAUUUUGUAGUGACUUUUAAUUGUUUGUUGUUUUGUUUAUACGGAUAGUACUAUGAUUAAGUGGUUAUCGUUGUUUUUAUUGUUAACAGUUUUGGAAACGUCAAAUUCAUUGGAACUUAGAAGUUACAUCUCUUCCCAAGGUCUUCAUGGCACAAUUUCGUUCACCAAAUUAAAAGAUGAGAUUUUAAUCCGUACUGAUUUAAAAACCACACUAGAGUACCCUACUCAAAUAUGGUCCUGGUAUCUUUCUGAAUUCCCGGUAGAUUACUCACAGCUAGAAGACAGAUGUCAAAAUUUAGGAAAAAAGAUCUUGCCAUUGCAGGAUUCUUUUGGCUAUCUCAUCCUUCCAGACAAUCAAACUGCAGAAUAUGUUACCAAAGAAUUAAAAAUCAGUGGACCAUUGGGCCUAUACGGAAAGUCAUUAUUAUUUAAAAAUGAGGACACCAAUCAAAUUAUAUGUGCCUCGAUUACUAUGGUGGACAAAACCAAAGAAAAAACUGCAGUUGCACGAUUCAACAGCCCUAUAGCAGGAAAUGUAUAUUUCAGGUGGUUUUCCACCAGCGAUAAUCAGACAGAUAUGUUAGUAAUGACUGAUCUCUAUCAUGUACGCAACAAAGAAAAUUUUAGUAGGUCAUUACAAAAUACAGAACAUUCUUGGAAGAUUUAUGUAACCGACAUUUUGGACUCGGAUGAAAAUAGACACGUGGAUAAUUGUAAUAUCCUUCAGCUUGUUUUUGAUCCAAAUGACAAAGGAGGAGGAAAAGCCAUUGGAGAUGUGGAUAAAAGACUGGGCAAAGUUAAGGUAUCAACCGAUUACAACAAAUAUAAGUUUAAAACUUUAUAUAGAGAUGAAGAACUGAUAUUAUUACCUGGCGAUCUCAAUGGCCCCCAAAGAAGACUGUAUUUGGUUCUAUUUGAAACUAAACAUGAAGAUGUUUUUUUAGGAUGUGCCAAAAUUCAGUACGACUCUGUAGUAAAUAGCAGGGUGAUCAUUCAAUCAGGUGGAAUAAAAGGAGACAUCCGAAUGACUCAGCAUACCAAAUUUGAGCCAACGUUUUUGACAUUUAAUUUAACAACAGCUAGGGGUGAUCUAGAAACAAGAAUUGUUUACAGUUCUACUGUAGUUGCAUACAAAAUCCACGAACUACCCAUGAAACCUUCCAGAUCCGUAGGUCAGAAUGAAAAUACUUGUUUUACGACUAACUUUGUCUACAAUCCUAUGAAAAUUAAUUUAAACAAUGUACCUCCUAAUGGCUUUGGAACACAGGACCAAUACGCUGUAGGCGACUUAUCUGGUAAACUUCUGGGAAGAAAUAAUGAAACUAUGCUUGUACCAGGAACUCAAGAACUAAGUGGAAAAUAUUGGGAUACUUAUCUCCCAUUGCAAGGAAGGUAUUCAUCUGUUCAUAGGUCCUUAGUUAUUUAUAAGAAUACUCAAUAUCCUUCAUCAGAACUAAUCGCAGAACCUUGGAUAUGUGGCGGAGUAACCUUGUACGAACCAAAUUUCCAAUACGAGAAACAAAUUUUUACCGCCCAGGUUCUCUUUAGGUAUCCAACAGUAGGAAGAAUGCUAAUGAGACAGGUUAAGGAUGAACCUUGGGCAGAUACAACAAUACUAAUCGAAUAUUUAGUACACGCAGAUGGAGCAGCUCUUAAUAACUCAGCUGAACACAGGUGGGCCAUCCACGAGCUUCCUCCAGGAAAAGAUUUUUAUAAUUGGACGGCAAGAUGUUUAAGUUCCGGAGCUGUAUAUAAUCCUUAUAAGGUGGAUUUUGACAAUAGAACAUCCCCUGACCGAUGUAAUAUGAAUGCUAUUGGAAUAUGCAGACUGGGAGACAUUUCAACACGUCAAGGUACAAUUGAUAUUUCUGGAAAAAUAGCUGAUAGUGACAAAAUAUCUAGAAAACUGUGGACUGACCCGAUGAUACCGUUAACAGGUUUUCACUCUGUUUUGGGAAAAUCGCUUGUCUUAUACGACGACCAUGGACCUAAAGCCAGAGGCGAAAGACUAGCUUGUUCAAGAAUUGGUGGUGUCUACAGAAGAAAAGCUGUUGCCAGGGAUUGGUUUCCUAACGGUUAUGAUCUGACAGUUAAGGGAAAAAUAGAAUUUGUUCAACAAACUGAGUACGACAUUACAGAUGUUGACGUUGAUUUGGAAGGACUGACGUCUGUUAAAGAUUAUCACAUACACAUGACACCAGUUGAAGAAAAUCUUGAAUUUCCAUGCGAAAAAACAUCACUGUACAGUACUUGGAAUCCUUUAAAUGUAGAUCCUGCAUCAUCUCCUCGCGCUUACCAUGGUACCCCCGACCAAUAUGAAGCUGGUGAUUUAAGUGGAAAGUUUGGAAGCCCUAUUAAUCACACAAUGUACAAAACCUACUAUAACGACACCUUGUUAAGUUUGUUUGGGCCAAGAAGUAUUUUAGGAAGAUCAAUAGUAUUAUUCAAAAGGAAAUCACGAAGAUGGGCUUGCUCAACUAUUGAACGAGGUUACAGUCCAUCAGAAGCAAGAGAAUUGCGAGCCAUAGCAUCCUUCCACAACCCUAAUGGUCAUGCGUUUGGUUACAUGAAGAUGAGACAAUUAAUUAAUAAAGAUGGCAGCCCUAGCGAUACUACAAUUGAAGUUAAGCUUAGACAUCCUGGAAAAAAUGACAGAAAUGUGACAAGGGAGCACAACUGGGCUAUCUAUGUCAAUCCAGUCGGUGUAGAUGCCACGGUAAAAACUCUAGCAACUAGAUGUGUAGCUGGUGGAUAUGUAUGGAAUCCUUAUUUUACUCAACUGGCUGAUCCGUUAAAUACUGACUUGUACCAACAAGAAUGUGGCCCAGAGAAUCCCCUUCGAUGUCACGUGGGUGAUCUCUCAGCUCGAUUAGGAACUAUAGAUAUUGGCCUAGAAAGAAAAGUUUUUACCGAUUCAAACUUUCCACUAGAAGGUGACGUAACCGCUAUUGGAAGAUCUAUCGUCAUUUUAGCACCAGAUAGAAGAGGAGAGAGAUACGCUUGUGCGAAUAUCGAACCGGACUAUGAUAUUAUUAAAUAUGCUAAUAUUGAAAAACCGCCCAGGUUUGUCGUGGCUCAAUUUAUUGAAGAUAUUAGAGAAGUGAUGGGGAUCCCUGAGUGGUUCUUGACGGUUGAUAGUAGAAAAACCAGAUCGUUACAUAACGAUGGCUGCGUACAGCUUCUUUUACAUUUUAAGGGGCCAAUCGCUACCCGGUUAGAGCAAGAUUUUAACAAAUUGCUUCUACACGGAAGGUUAGAUGCGCCGAGUUUAUACAUUCCAGGAUAUAUAAAUGAAAAAAGGAAGGUUAAAAUCGCAUACAAAUUAUGUGGUACAAAAGAUCCAAAUGAAAAAAGUAAAAAAAGGAAUAGCCUUUUCUUCAGAUCCAAAGCCAGUGCUGCAACUUUGACUGAAUUAACCAUUUCCGUUUGUUUAAUAUUAACAUACAUAUUAUGUUAAUAGGUUAAAUGUAUAUAUUGUAAUUAUAGCUUUAUUUAUUUUAACAUUGCUGUAAAGAACACUAUAAGAAAUAAAGGUUUUUCUAAAAAUA